GCCGGCGAGAUGCUAGGCGGGAUCCUCUCCAAGAUCCUGCUGCUGCUCUUCGGCUACGCGAUGCCGGCGUUCGAGUGCUUCAAGACGGUGGAGGAGCGACCCAACGACGCGCACAUGCUACGAUUCUGGUGCCAGUACUGGAUUAUUGUGUCCAUGGUGAUAGCCUUUGAGAGCCUCAUCUCUUGGAUGCCAAUGUACGGAGAAAUGAAGCUUGCUUUCUUUGUUUACCUGUGGUACCCCAAAACAAAGGGUAGUGAUGUUGUGUAUGACACCUUUCUUCGGCCCAUUGUGAUGCAAUAUGAGCCAAACAUCGAGCAUAGGCUACUGCAUCUCAGGGCGAAGUCUGGGCAGUUACUUAACUUCUAUGCCAAGAACUUCGCCGACAAAGGGACAGCUUUCUUCAUGGACGUCUUGCGCUAUGUGGUUUCUGAUAAGGCUGAAGGAUCCAAUCUAGAGCAGAGGAAUAAGAAGUCUGGCACUGGCUGGAGUCCCUUCGCGACUAAACGCCGGCCACCAUCGCCACCGCCACAGCAGGAACCUCUCUUCGACAACCCUGAUGCCGCAGCCGUGGCUGAAGUUCUGCGCUCCGCCAUCAACCCCAAACCCCGGCGAGCUCACGAUGGCAAGGACUAUUACUAG
This is a messenger RNA of Lolium rigidum, 639 nucleotides long. Its product is annotated as putative HVA22-like protein g. Lineage: Eukaryota; Viridiplantae; Streptophyta; Magnoliopsida; Poales; Poaceae. The record is from RefSeq and is a predicted model, not a curated record. Bases 10 to 639 code for a protein of 209 amino acids. The transcript has 6 exons.